This is a messenger RNA of Vidua macroura (Pin-tailed whydah), 2627 nucleotides long. RefSeq lists its product as uncharacterized. The record is from RefSeq and is a predicted model, not a curated record. The transcript is spliced from 2 exons. Lineage: Eukaryota; Metazoa; Chordata; Aves; Passeriformes; Viduidae. Bases 300 to 2627 code for a protein of 775 amino acids.
AGCCCCGCCCGGGCUGAGGGUGUCCAAGGGGCGCAGAGCCCUGGGGUGCCCAGUCCCAGGAGAGCCGCUCUCUGAGGAGGAAGCAGCUCCCUGGCUCUGUCUGCGCCAGACGCCGAUAGCGACAGCGGCCGACAGCGACAGACGACGAGAGCGACGAGGGCAAAGCCAACUCCAACUCCCGGUCCCACAGCCCCUUGCCCAGCUGGCUGGAAGCCCCCAGCGGGCAGUGGUCGGGGGCAGUGGGCAGCUCAGUCCUGCCACUGGCACAGGCUGAGGAGGAGGAGAGGCCCCUCGCUGACAUGGACCGAGAGCUUUCCCGGAGGGAAGGUACACAAGAGACAUCCCAGAGAGAAGGACCAGGAGUCCAAGAAAUGUCCCGGCAGGGAGCCAGGAGCAGCCAAGAGCUGUACCAAGACCAGAGUCCCACGGAGGCCGAGCCGGCAGCUGCUGCCCCGGCAGGAGCUGCUGAGGACGAGGAGCCCCCUGAGCCUCUCCUGUCCCAAGAGGAAGAUUUGGGACACCAAGAGUUGUUCCCGCGGGAGGAUGAUGUGAAGUCCAGUUCUGGGGAGAAGCCUGUGGGCACAGUGAAGGAUGAGGCCACGCAGACUUGUCCCUCAUCCUGUGACAAGGAGCUGUCCCAGGUUAAAGAGGCCAUCGAGCUCUCUGCAGGGGACAGCAACACUGAGCCAAAGCUGUCCAAAGGGGAAGAGGCAAUCAAGGACAUUCCACGGGACAGCACAAGUGACCAGAUGCUGUCCCCAGUGGAAGACAACAUUGAGGUUGUUCCAGAGGAUGGCAAAAGUGACCAGGAGCUGUCCUCAGUGGAAGAGGCCAUCGAGGGCAUUCCAAAGGACAGCAAGAGUGACAAGGAGGUGUUCUCAGUGGAAGCGCUCAUCGAGGAUAUUCCAGAGGAUGUCACGAGUGACCUGGAGCUGUCCUCAGUGGAAGAGGACAUCGAGGGCAUUCCAGAGGACAGCAUGAGUGACCAGGAGCUGUCCUCAGUGGAAGAAGACAUCGAGGACAUUCCAGGGGACGGCAUGAGUGACCAGGAGCUGUCUUCAGUGGGAGAGGACAUCGAGGACAUUCCAUGGGACAGCACAAGUGAUAAGGAGCUGUCCUCAGUGGAAGAGGACAUUGAGGGCAUUCCAGAGGACAGCAAGAGUGACAAAGAGCUGUCCUCAGUGGAAGAGGCCACUGAAGGCAUUCCAGAGGAGAGCACGAGUGGCAAGGAGCUGUCCAAAGGGGAAGUGGCCAUCGAGGGCAUUCCAGAGGAGAGCACGAGUGGCAAGGAGCUGUCCGAAGGGGAAGUGGCCAUCAAGGGCCUUCCAGAGGAGAGCACGAGUGGCAAGGAGCUGUCCGAAGGGGAAGUGGCCAUCGAGGGCAUUCCAGAGGAGAGCACGAGUGGCAAGGAGCUGUCCGAAGGGGAAGAGGCCAUCGAGGGCAUUCCAUGGGAUAGCACAACUGACCAGAUGCUGUCCUCAGGGGAAGUGGCCAUCAAGGUUGUCCCAUGGUGCAGCACAAGUGACCAGGAGCUGUCCUCAGUGGCAGAGGUCAUCAAGGGCAUUCCAGAGGACAGCAUGAGUGACCUGGAGCUGUCCGAAGGGGAAGAGGCCAUUGAGGGCAUUCCAGAGGAGAGCACGAGUGGUAAGGAACUGUCCGAAGGGGAAGAGGCCAUCGAGGGCAUUCCAUGGGAUAGCACAACUGACCAGAUGCUGUCCUCAGGGGAAGUGGCCAUCAAGGUUGUCCCAUGGUACAGCACAAGUGACCAGGAGCUGUCCUCAGUGGCAGAGGCUAUCAAGGGCAUUCCAGAGGACAGCACGAGUGACCUGGAGCUGUCCGAAGGGGAAGAGGCCAUCGAGGGCAUUCCAUGGGAUAGCACAACUGACCAGAUGCUGUCCUCAGGGGAAGUGGCCAUCAAGGUUGUCCCAUGGUACAGCAAGAGUGACCAGGAGCUGUCCUCAGUGGCAGAGGCCAUCGAGGGCAUUCCAGAGGACAGCAUGAGUGACCUGGAGCUGUCCGAAGGGGAAGUGGCCAUCGAGGGCAUUCCAGAGGACAGCAUGAGUGACCUGGAGCUGUCCGAAGGGGAAGUGCCCAUCAGGGUUUUCCCAUGGGACAGCACAAGUGACCUGGAGCUGUCCUCAGUGGAAGUGGCCAUCGAGGGCAUUCCAGAGGACAGCAAGAGUGACAAGGCGCUGUUCUCAGUGGAUCAGGGCAUCGAGGUUAUUCCAUGGGACAUCAUGAGCGACCUGGAGCUGUCCUCAGUGUUAGAGGACAUCGAGGGCAUUCCAGAGGACAGCAAGAGUGACAAGGAGCUGUCCUCAGUGGAAGAGGACAUGGAGGUUAUUCCAUGGGACAGCAUGAGUGACCAGGAGCUGUCCUCAGUGGAAGAGGCCUUCGAGGGCAUUCCAGAGGCCUGGGUGGAGUGCCCGGCACAGGAGCCGUGCAGCCAAGGGCCGGCGCCUGCCCCGCACAGCCCCCGCAGCCCCUGGCCUGCCCGGCUGCGAGCCCAGGCCCUCCGCGGGCAGCCGGCUGCCCCCAGGAAACGUCCCUCCCGCUUCAGGCGGGCGCUGCGGGCGCUGCGGGGGCUGUUCUGCUGUCCCUGCCUGAGGCCACGGCCAGAGGAGUAA